Messenger RNA from Lingula anatina, 1038 nucleotides. RefSeq names its product cullin-3-A. The record is from RefSeq and is a predicted model, not a curated record. Gene Ontology annotation, biological process: ubiquitin-dependent protein catabolic process. Gene Ontology annotation, molecular function: ubiquitin protein ligase binding. Gene Ontology annotation, cellular component: cullin-RING ubiquitin ligase complex. NCBI's taxonomy places the organism in Eukaryota, Metazoa, Brachiopoda, Lingulata, Lingulida, Lingulidae.
GCUACCUUUAAGCAAUUACUACGCAGCAGAGAACUAUAUUGAUUUUUUUUAAUGUUACAAAUUCCGAGACUAUAAAAUGCUUCUAUUCAUUUUCAACUUUAUGCAAUGAAUAUUCUGACUCUCUAUUAUGUUUGACUUCGUCAUACUAUUUGAUAUUUGAAACUCGAUAUUUCGCGCAAGCACAAGGGAGAAGGUAUGUGACACGGUGUAAGACGAAAGAAGAAGAUGAGGAGAAAUACGACUAAAUAACUUAACCAUUUUGUUACUCUGAAGAGGAUCGGGUCAUCCUUUGGAGAUCAUUGCUUAGCGUUCAUAUCUGCUUCUUGCAUGAGAUUUGAUUAUAGACAAAAUCUCACGUGGAACCCUAGGGAAAUCGUGCGGGGUGGCCAAACGUUAUCCUCUCCGAGUCGGACAAAAUCGACUCAAAUUUUUUAGGGAUUGAAUAUAAACGUACCUCAAGAUGUCGAUGCCACCCAAGAAGGGAAAAGACACAAAGAUGCGCAUUCGGGCUUUCCCGAUGACCAUGGAUGAAAAAUAUGUCAACAAUAUUUGGGCAUUGUUGAAAAAUGCAAUUCAAGAGAUACAGAAAAAGAACAAUAGCGGACUUAGCUUUGAGGAGUUAUACCGCAAUGCAUAUACCAUGGUGCUACACAAACAUGGGGAAAAAUUGUACACUGGCUUAAGAGAAGUUGUGUCUGAACAUUUAGUAAAUAAGGUGAGAGGUGAUGUAGAACAGGCGCUGAAUAACAAUUUCCUUCAGACUCUAAACAGUGCUUGGAAUGACCACCAGACCUCUAUGGUUAUGAUCAGAGAUAUCCUCAUGUAUAUGGACAGAGUUUAUGUGCAACAAAAUGGAGUUGACAAUGUCUACAAUCUUGGGUUAAUAAUCUUCCGUGACCAAGUGGUACGCUGUCCAGUGAUUCGAGAUCAUCUGCGACAGACACUGCUAGAGAUGGUGGCCAGAGAGAGAAAGGGGGAGGUAGUAGACAGGUGAGAAUACAUAGAGAGAAAGUGGGAGCUAGUGGACAGGUGAGAAUA